Messenger RNA from Candida albicans SC5314, 1254 nucleotides. RefSeq lists its product as uncharacterized. The transcript has a single exon. The record is from RefSeq and is a predicted model, not a curated record. The coding region runs from base 1 to 1254 and encodes 417 amino acids. Lineage: Eukaryota; Fungi; Ascomycota; Pichiomycetes; Serinales; Debaryomycetaceae.
AUGCCAUCAAUUCGACUUAACCUAAUACAAAAGGGAUCCAAUAUAGUUAACGAUGAUGAAAAAACCCUUAUAUCUAUAUUCAAAGAAGCCAUGGAAUCACCAGAAUUAUUUCAAUUCAAAGAUUAUACCGAAGCAGUUCCUUCAAAAGAUGUUGAUUUAAUAGUUGGAUUUAUAAAGAAAAAACAUUAUAAAAAAUGGCUUAAAAGUAUUAAUCUUGAAUAUCGUUGGUUAAAAAAAACAAGAAUUUAUCUGACUUCAAAUAAUGACAAAGACACCCCUCAAAAACGCCCAAAGAAACUGAGUUAUUUAAAAGAAUAUUAUUUUCAUUGUAGUCUGCUGGGGACAUAUACUUUAAAAUUACAACAAGGUCCUGAAAGUCGUUAUAAAACCCCAAGAUCAUUAUCAUCAAUUAAAACUGCAUGUACUGCUAAAGUAUACAUCAAGAAACCAAAAUCAAUGCCCAAAUCAUAUUUAAUUGGUAUAAUGCCAAGACAUAAUCAUCCACCAAUUAAAUAUAAAGGUCCUUUGAAUACUAUAGCGAAGAAUUGGCUUGAUGAGAAAGUGAAAAUGGGGUAUACUAAAGCACAAAUUAAAGAAGCUUUGAAAAAAGCUGAAGAACAAUAUAAAGAUUCACCAAAUUUUAAACCAUUGUUACAGAUCCAGAAUUAUCAUAUUGAAUAUCGUAUUAGACAUCAUGGCAACAAUUCCAAUGAAUCCAAUGAAGAUCCUUCGACAAAUAUAAAUGAUAGUGAUAUUGAUUAUUCUUUUAUUGAUGAUAUAUGUGAUAGUUCAGAUAAUCUGGAUUCUCUGGAAAGUCAAAUUGAUGAUAAUGACAAUUCUGCUAAUAAUAUAGAGAACCAUGAUUCUACUGAAAAUCAUAUUACCUCGACUAAUUUUAAUAACGGUACAAUUAGUGGUGAACAACCGAUACAAUAUGUCAAUAAUUCACCACCACCACCGCCACCACUGCCACCACCACCAAUGACAAGAAAUUGGAACCCACAUUUACUUCAAAGUACUUGUUUUGGGAAAAAUUUAUAUGAAUUAACCAAAGAACAAAAAGUUGGUGAAUGUUUACAUCUUUUAAAUACCACUUUUAAUUGGUUUGAUAUGAUUGUUAAAUCAUCACCAGAAAAGAUUGAUGAAUCUAUUGGUUAUAUAAAAGGAUUAGAACGGUAUAUGCUGUCAUUGGCCACAGGUGUUCAAUAUCCAUGGCAUGUUGAUGAAUAUGGGAGACCAAUGUAUCAGCUUUAG